Molecule: messenger RNA, 538 nt
Organism: Dromaius novaehollandiae (emu)
Lineage: Eukaryota; Metazoa; Chordata; Aves; Casuariiformes; Dromaiidae
Gene: SPINK4
Product: serine peptidase inhibitor Kazal type 4
Exons: 4
Coding region: 151-420 (89 amino acids)
Molecular function (GO): protein binding
Source: RefSeq, a predicted model, not a curated record
GGCGCACAGCCCUGCCGUUCCCAGCACAGAUCAAACUGUUCAAAAUGUUGCUUUUCCCAGCUCCAGCGAGAUAAGCCGGUGCCCUCCGCUAUAAAGGGAGCUGCAGGCAGAGCGAAGUGCAGGGGUGUUUGCACCUGCGUCGGCAGCACCAUGGCUGCGAGGGGGCUGGUGGUGCUGGUGGCAGUGGCGGUGCUGGUCACUCUCGUUGCUCCGGGAGGGGCAGAGCUGAAUGAAGAGAAUAGCCUGAGAAGGCCCCUCUGUGGAGACUUGGUCAACCUGGAGGCCUGCCCCUUGCUGCACAUGCCUGUCUGCGGGACCGAUGGGAACACCUACGCCAACGAAUGCUUGCUCUGUGUGCAGCAAAGGAAAACCAGGCAAGACAUCCGGAUUUUGAGGAACGGGGAAUGUGAAGGAGACUGAGCUUUCUGGUAGCUUCCUGAGCCGUGGAAACAGGCGAUUAAUUGAUCCUGUGCGCUCUGUGCCGAUUGCACGCCUCAGUCCGUGAUGGUGAAUAAUAAAAUGACAUCCACAACGCUCA